Adineta ricciae is the source of this 2922-nucleotide messenger RNA. Lineage: Eukaryota; Metazoa; Rotifera; Eurotatoria; Adinetida; Adinetidae. The record is from the annotation of a GenBank genome assembly.
AUGUCGGCGUGGGGAAAGAGACAAGCUCGGGUUGACACUAAACCAAUCGCAGAUACUGCAACUGCAAACAACAGCACGACGAAUGGUUCAGCAGCUCCAAAAAAAUCUGCUUGGGGUGCUCCACCAGGAGCUGCUCCUGCUGUCACGGCUCCCGCCGAACGCUCAUCAAGUGCAUUCCCUACACCACGUGAAGCGAUGGAAAAGCUUUCAUUAGAACCUUCUACUGCACAAACGCACGUACGUUCUCAAAGUGCUCGUCCAACAAAUCGACGUUCUCACCUACAAUCUGCUGUUCCUGAAUCAGCUGUCCUGACUCCCGUCCGUCGACCGGAUGCAGGUGGCAAAGUUGGCAAAGUCAUCGAUGUUUACACAAAUCAUUUUCCGGUUCAUGUUGAUGAUGCUAUUAUAAACCAAUAUGAUAUUGAGAUUUUUAUGAUCGGCCGUGAUGGAAGACCCCGAUUAGCCCGUAAAGAUGAACGUUGGGAAACCGUUCAGCGUAUUGCUAAACGUGAAAAGAAUUUUCCAAUCAUCUGGUACGACGAAGGUAAAACGAUUUACACCCGGGAGUUGCUAACGGAUUUUACUAAACCAUUGCAAAUCAAAUUUUCAAUUAACAACGAGGAAAAAACUUUCCAAUUUCAAGUGCUCAAUCUUGUCCGACAAGAGAAAAUUCGGGACAUGUUUGACUUCAUUGAAAAGAAAACCUCCGUUCGGCCACGAGAUUCCAUUCGAAUCCUCGAGACACUUUUCAAACAACGAGCAAGAAACGAUCUCAUUAGUUUCCGAAAUCAAUUUUAUGAUCGAAAACAAAAACUCGACGAUCUCGGUAAGUACGAACUUGUGUAUGCGAUACGAAAAGCAUAUCGAAAAUAUGUAGGCGACGGUCGUGGUAUGGCAAAUGGAUUCUAUCAAGCAUUGUUCCUUACUCAAGGUGGUCCAACAUUGAAUAUCAAUCUUGCGUUCACUUGUUUCUACAUGCCUUUAAAUUUCAUUGAAUUCGCCACGAAAUAUCUUCGCAAAGAUAUCACUAAAGGUUUAACAGAGCUCGAAUUACAAGGUUUUCGACGUAUUGUUCGCAACUUGUUGAUUGAAACUCUUCAUACUGGUCGCGAUAUCCGUUAUCGUCUUCGCGGUUUCGGUUUGCCAGCCAAUCAAAUAAUGUUCGUACGCGGCGGAAAUGAUGAUGCUGGCGAGGCAUCCUUAGGUGAAAAGAUCAGUGUAGCAGAUUUCUUUGCUGAAAAAUAUCAAAGAUUGAAGUACCCACAUUUACCAUGCAUCGAUGGAAUGAGUGGUAAUCAAAAACGAGCGAAUUGGUUACCGAUGGAAGUUGUUAAACUUGUACCAUGGGAACGUUCGUUAAAACCAUUGGACAGUGUUCAGCGGGCAUUGGUGACGAAGAAAUCUGUAAUUAAACCUGAGCAACGUUAUGAUCAAAUCAUGAAUGUUGUAAAUAAUCGUCAAUUUGAUACGGAUCCAUAUUUAAAAGAAUUGAAUAUUAAAGUCAAUUCAAAAGAAAUGCUUCAAAUCAAAGCACGGAUUUUACCACCACCUGAAGUGAAAUAUCGUGGUCAAGGUUCUUCGGAAGUCGCCGAGCGCGUCAAUUUCGGUAAAUGGACUAUUCGUAAUCGAUUCUACACAACACGUGAUGUCAAUAAGUGGGGCAUGCUUUACUUUGGCUCCAAACCGACCGAUGAUGUGAUUCAAACACUAAAAGAUUUUGAAACUCGUCUACCACCUUUAUUACAACGCUACGGCAUCACGAUUAAAUCUAAGCCAAUAACUAUCGCUAAACCAGCAACAAAGGAAGAAAUCGAAAAGACAAUCAAUAAUGCUAGUAAAGAUGGUUGGCAGUUGACUAUGGUAGUUUUGAAUAACACAAGUGAUAAUGUUUAUGAUUAUAUUAAACAAUGUGGUAAUCAACGAUAUGGUCUAGUAACACAGUGUGUUAGUUAUCAAUCAUUGGAACGAAAUAUCGGCAAACUUGAUAUGUACGUGCAAAAUUUAAGCCAGAAGAUCAAUGCGAAAAUGGGCUGUAUCAAUGGAGUUGUUAACCUCAAAGCGGCAUUGAGUCGACCAUCGAACGAAGAUCUUUUUAUGUUUUUUGGUGCCGAUGUCACGCAUACAACUUGUUCAGCUGAACGUCCAUCAAUUGCAGCUGUUGUUGGAUCACGCGAUCCAACCAAUUCACUCUAUGCAGCUCGUCUUUGUGAACAAUACCCGAAAUUGGGUCGUUGUUCGAUGGAAAUCAUUAAGGAUUUGGAUAAGAUGGUUAUUGAUCUUCUUCAACUAUUUGCUAAAUCAUGCGGCAAUCGGCUACCCAACAAGAUCGUCUUCUAUCGUGAUGGUGUCGAUGAUGGUCAAUAUCAAAAAGUUCUUGACAAUGAAGUUGCGAAAAUCAAACACGCAUUUCGAACAAUCUAUGUCAAUCGACAACCACCGAAACUAACGUUUAUUAUUGUUAAGAAACGACACAAUACGCGAUUCUUUGCCUACGACGGACAAAUGACGAAAAAUGUCGAAGCAGGAACAAUUAUUGAUCAACAUGUCACGCAUCCAUCGCAGUUCGACUUUUAUUUAUGUUCACAGGCAGCACUUAUGGGUACAUCUCGUCCAGCGCUCUAUCAUGUCCUUCAUGAUGAAAUCGGUUUUACUAGCGAUGAAGUUGAACAAUUAACCUACUGGCUUUGCCAUACGGAUGCUCGUUGUUCGAAAGCAGUUUCAAUUCCAGCACCGGUUCACUACGCGCAUUUGGCUGCUUACGCAUCUCGCACAUUUGACUUCGAUGAUAAUGUCGAUCAAAAUAGUGGUACUGGUGAUGACGAUGGCUUCGUUGAAAACGUCGAGAAUGUCUCUAUCGACGAUAUUAAAACAAAACUUAUGGUACUCGAUCCAAAGAUCGCUAAUAAUAUGUGGUUUGUAUAA